UCAGUCGGAAUGACAGGUUUCGUAACCUGAAAAGUCAUUAACUUUAACAAUUAAUAUCUCGCUUCGCAGGGCAGAGCGACUUUUUUUUCUGCCAGAUUCUUUCGUUUUAGACUAAAACGCGUCGAUUGAGUCUAUUUUUAUCAAAAUCGGAGGUGAGGAUUUGCAGAAAAAUAACAGUAAUAUUUGAUUUUAUUACUCGUUGCUAUGAUAAAAUGUCUAAUACAUUCACACCGUUCGUAUACUGGGCUCAAACGGAGAAUCAAAUUACAUUAAAAGUAGACUUGACUGAUGUAAAGGAUCUUAAUGUUAAUCUAAAGGAAACUGCAUUGCAAGUUACAGUUUAUGGACAGGGAGCUAGAGGUCUGAAUAAUUACAAUUUUAAUCUAAAUCUUCAUUCACCUAUUGAUCCAAAUGAAAGCAAUUAUAAAGUGAUCGAUCGUCAAGUAGACUUUAUCCUGAGAAAACAAGCUUGUGGCUGGUGGCCAAGAUUAACGUGCCAGCCACAAAAACCUUCAUGGCUUAAGAUUGAUUUUGAUAAAUGGAAAAGUGAAGACAUGGAGGACAAUGAAGAUGAGAAACGUGACAUUCGUGAUGAUUAUCCAGACAUGUAUGAUAAGUUGCACAAAGAAGAAUUUGGCUAUAGAAAAGAAGAUUUUGCAAAAGUAUAUCUAGUUAUAUAUAAUCUCUAUCAAUUUGUUGGCUUUAUUUAUGUGCUUGCUGUAAUGGGUAUAAGAUAUUCACGAGAUGGGCCAGAUUUUAUGAAAGAAACAUACACGACAGUUGGCAAUCCACUCAAGUUUAUACAACUUUUACAAUUUUUAGAGGUAAUGCAUCCCUUAUUUGGUUAUACGAAGAGUAGCACACUUGUGUCUUUCUUACAAGUGGGAGGUAGAGGGUUUGUGUUGUUUUUUAUGAUUGAUGGAGAACCUCGUAUACAAAAUAAGUCAGUCAUAUUUUACUUGUUUCUGGUAUGGUGUGCAAUAGAGAUAGUCAGAUAUCCAUAUUAUAUUUUGCGAUUAUUGAAUAUUGAAAUAGCUUUCUUAACAUGGUUGAGAUACACGCUAUGGAUACCGUUAUAUCCUUUGGGUUUUAUAUAUGAAGGUAUCAUAAUAUUGCGAAAUAUUUCAUAUUUCGAGGAAACUCAAAAAUUCACUGUUUCCUUACCAAAUACUUACAAUUUUGCUUUCCACUUUCCGUCUCUAAUGAGACUUUACUUACUCCUAUUACUCUUGCCUGGAAUAUAUACAGUAAUGUCUCGUAUGAAUCAGUUACGUUUUAAGAAACUUGGAAAAACUAAUAUUAAAAGAAAAUAUAAAUGAUUUGUAACGUAAGCAAUUACUUGUUCAAGCACAAUAUUCAUCUUUUUUCCUGUAAUUACUAUUAUACAAGGUAUAGUAGAUUAAAUAGAAUAUCGGUGAUUUUAUGUUUCUUUUGGAAAGAAAGGUAUAAUAAUAGCUUAACACAUACAGCAUUCCUAAUAAUAUUACAAUUUUGUAUAGAUCUUUUAUUUUAUAAUUCUUGGUUGUACAGUCGGACUUCUCCAAAGUUGAUAGUAUCUUAUGCAUAAGUUAAUUUUAUUUUAUAGCAUCACCAAAUAUUUAGUACAUAUAUACA
This is a messenger RNA of Linepithema humile (Argentine ant), 1614 nucleotides long. RefSeq names its product 3-hydroxyacyl-CoA dehydratase 2 (gene Hacd2). Gene Ontology annotation, biological process: very long-chain fatty acid biosynthetic process; fatty acid elongation; sphingolipid biosynthetic process. Gene Ontology annotation, cellular component: endoplasmic reticulum membrane. Gene Ontology annotation, molecular function: 3-hydroxyacyl-CoA dehydratase activity. NCBI's taxonomy places the organism in Eukaryota, Metazoa, Arthropoda, Insecta, Hymenoptera, Formicidae. The record is from RefSeq and is a predicted model, not a curated record.